AUGGUUGAACUAAUUCAAAAGUCCAUUGAGAAUAAUCGUUUGUUGUUGCAGUCUGUUGCUGAUCACUCUAUGUUGGAAUCAGAUUUGUCUUCAAAGUUUGGCACAAACUUUGAAGUAGGUUCAUCGUCCUGUUCUCAUGGUGGGAGCAGUGGUAGUUCAAUUGUUCUAAGUAUCAACAUGAACAAUUCUCCAACUUCAGAAAAUGUAGACUCUAAAUUUGUGGAUCCCAUUGGAUUGGAAGAUCUAAAAAUCAAAUACCUCUUUGAAAAUAAAGAAAAGUUGAAGACUGCAUUAGGGUUUAUCUUAAUUAAGAAUUUUUUUGAAUUUGUGGCUAUUAAGUCUAACCAAACUAGAUUGGUUGUCAGAUGUGUAGUUCCAAAUUGUGAAUGGUACAUGAGGGCUUCAAAGUAUGGAAAUAGAGAUUUUUGGAUGGUUAGGAAGUAUGUCAAGGAUCAUACUUGUCCAAUUGAUGUUGUGUUAAAUGAUCAUUGUCAAGCUACUAGCAAAUUAGUGAGUGAUUGUGUAACUAACUUGCUAAGAGAUGAUGCACCAACAUGUCCUAAAACGAUAGUAGCUCAUAUGUUGAGAGAAUAUGGGGUCCAUAUCAAUUACUUCAAAUCUCGCUCAGUGGUUGAUUAUCAAACUGAUGAUGAAGGCAGAUUCUUGUAUAUGUUCAUGACAUUUGAAGCUUCAAUUAAAGGAUGGAAGUAUUGUAGGCCAGUCAUAUCAGUUGAUGGAACAUUUUUAACAGCUAAAUUUUCAGGAACAUUAUUCAUGGCAUAUGCCAUGGAUGCCAAUAAUCAUAUAUUCCCAAUAGGUUUUGGCAUCGAAGAUUCCGAGAAUGAUUCUUCUUGGAUUUGGUUUUCCAAAGACAAACAUAGGAGUAUUGAGAAUGCAAUAUCUAUUGUGUAUCCAGAUGCAGAACAUGUUCUAUGCACCUAUCACUUGUUGAACAACCUAAAAUCUUCAUUGAAGUUCAAGGGCCAUGAUGUGCUAUUUGAGAAUUGUUCAAGAGCUCAUUUAAAGAUUAAAUUUGAGUUUUAUAUGUGCCAAAUGGAGUCCAUCAAACCAAGAAUUCGUGAAUAUCUUCUUCAAGUUGGAUACGAGAAAUGGCUAGAUCAUAUUCUACUGGAAGAAGAAACAAAAUUAUGA
Humulus lupulus (European hop) is the source of this 1152-nucleotide messenger RNA. RefSeq lists its product as uncharacterized. The record is from RefSeq and is a predicted model, not a curated record. Lineage: Eukaryota; Viridiplantae; Streptophyta; Magnoliopsida; Rosales; Cannabaceae. The transcript is spliced from 3 exons. The coding region runs from base 1 to 1152 and encodes 383 amino acids.